Messenger RNA from Drosophila willistoni, 1480 nucleotides. RefSeq names its product pyruvate dehydrogenase E1 component subunit alpha, mitochondrial. The transcript has a single exon. The record is from RefSeq and is a predicted model, not a curated record. Bases 132 to 1424 code for a protein of 430 amino acids. NCBI's taxonomy places the organism in Eukaryota, Metazoa, Arthropoda, Insecta, Diptera, Drosophilidae. Gene Ontology annotation, molecular function: oxidoreductase activity, acting on the aldehyde or oxo group of donors, disulfide as acceptor.
UUCCAAAAGUCUUUCCAUAAUAUUUGAUAACAAUUUAUGGACAUUUGACUUGUUAAUUUUCACUCGUAAUCUAGAACAGUUUUCCUUCGUUUUUAAUUUCUAACAAAUUGCAAAAAUUCGAUUGUAGAACCAUGUACAGAGCCAGAAGAUUGAUUAGACGCCUUUUCCAUUUUACACCAGCCCAAUUGCCACGCCCAUUGGCUCCAAAUGGUUCAAGUGACAAUAAAAAAUGCGACGAGGUGGAUUACGAUAAGCAAAUGGCAGUGGGAUUGCCAGUGCCGAAAUUAGAUGUGCCUGAUGAAUGUGAAUCUAUGUCGGAAUCGAUGGACGAAGUGCGCGUUCUGCGCCUGCAAAAGGACUUCCAUUUGCAUCGCCUUGAAUGUGGUCCGGAAAUGCUAGUGAGAUUGGGAAAAGAAGAUGCAAAAGUGUAUUAUCGGCAAAUGGUUGCCAUCAGACGCUUGGAAGCGGCUGCCUCACUAUUGUACAAGGAGCGUCUGGUGCGUGGCUUUUGUCACCUGUACACGGGUCAAGAAGCCUGUGCAGUGGGCAUAAAGGCAGCCAUGAGGCCAGAGGAUACACUUAUUGCCGGCUAUCGGGUCCAUGGUUGGGCCUAUCUUAUGGGCGUGUCGGCUCUGGGCGUUCUAGCCGAGUUGACUGGUCGUCUGAGUGGCUGUGCCAAGGGUAAAGGCGGUUCAAUGCAUAUGUAUGGUCAGGGAUUCUAUGGUGGCACUGGGAUAGUGGGUGACCAAGUCCCCCUGGGUGCUGGCAUAGCUCUAGCCAAGAAAUAUUCCAACAACGGCGGCGUCUGUUUCGCCUUGUACGGCGAUGGAGCAGCGAAUCAAGGUCAGAUCUUUGAAUGCUUCAACAUGGCUUGUCUCUGGAAAUUGCCCAUUGUGUUUGUCUGUGAGAACAACAACUAUGGCAUGGGGACCAGUGCAGAGCGGGCUGCUUGUAAUAUUAAAUAUUAUACCCGAGGUGAUGUCCUACCGGGCAUUUGGGUGAACGGUCAAGAUAUACUGGCUGUGCGUAGUGCUGCAGAAUUUGCCAUUGACCAUGCCCAGAAAAGGGGACCCCUGCUCUUGGAGUUGAGCACUCAUCGAUAUUAUGGCCAUUCCAUGUCGGAUCCGGGCACUGGCUAUCGUCCUCGUGAAGAGAUUCAAAAUGUUCGCAUUAAAUAUGAUCCCAUCAACAGUUUUCGUCUGCUUUGCCAGGGCAAUGUGAUCCUCUCGCAAAACGAGCUGAAACAAAUCGACGACGAAGUGCGUCAUGAGGUAAACGAAGCCAUCGGCAGGGCCAAAAAGGAUGAGGAACUACCUAUAAACCAUCUCUGGAGCGAUGUCUAUGCUGGUCAUGUCGAGGGCAAUAUGCGCGACGUUCAUGGCUACAAUUUGAAACAUGUCAGAACCAAGGCCAGCAAUGCCUAAAAAUCUUUAGCACAAAAUUUUAAAUAUUAAAUUAUUAAAAUUUUACACAGAUCAAU